Trichoderma virens Gv29-8 is the source of this 690-nucleotide messenger RNA. RefSeq lists its product as uncharacterized. The coding region runs from base 1 to 690 and encodes 229 amino acids. The record is from RefSeq and is a predicted model, not a curated record. The transcript is spliced from 2 exons. NCBI's taxonomy places the organism in Eukaryota, Fungi, Ascomycota, Sordariomycetes, Hypocreales, Hypocreaceae.
AUGACGGAGAUUGAACUUAAUGGGAGCUCAGCUGGCCUAUCCGGAUUGACUGCUGUACCAUGGAAGAAUGGGUCGUUGAAUGAAGCUUUGGCAUGUUAUUUCUGUCCUCAAAAGACGCUGCAAGCGGAUCGGCCUAAACUUGGCAAAGUAUUCACAGCUCGAAAUUUGAGUCGCAUAGCAGGCAUUGAGAUUCGUUGGACAACAAAUUUGGCCGACCAUCUUCGUCUUGUAGACGAUGACCAGGUUGUCUUUAUUUUUCACUGCGCGAGUUUUCUUCAGCUGCAAAAGAGUCUCGAUAAGAGCCCAUUUCCGGAUUCAUUUCUCCAAGAAACGCUAGACACUCUCGCGCUUCUCUUCCCUUCCUCAGAUAAUGAGACUACAAACUGGCUAAAGAGCCUUACAAAGAUUGAUCCACGACUAGCAAGAUGUGGUUCUCUUCGUACUCGCGAGCGCAGGCUUGAGAACUUCAAUUACUGGCAUGAUCAGCUAGUCAUUUUGAAGCAGGCGUUUGAUGAAUCUAGCCCUCGAAAUAUAUCACAAUGGUGGUUUGACAGGAGGAAUGGCGUUCAAUGGUAUACAUUUUGGAUAGCAAUACUCGUUUUUGUGGUUACAAUAUUCUUUGGUAUUGUGCAGAGCAUUGAAGGUGCAUUGCAGGUGUACCUUUCUUAUAAGAGCAUCCAAUCCGGUUAG